Messenger RNA from Sus scrofa (pig), 1421 nucleotides. It is a transcript of the gene CT83, whose product is annotated as cancer/testis antigen 83. The record is from RefSeq and is a predicted model, not a curated record. Lineage: Eukaryota; Metazoa; Chordata; Mammalia; Artiodactyla; Suidae.
UGUAACCAGUUGGGCAGUUAGUAAAGUGUCGCCUGAUUUCCUGCAGGUCGGUAUGACGUCAUCAGAUUGUGACGCAGUGCCCGCACGUGCGUGCUCAAUUGUGAGGUCACGCGCCCUCUCCAGUAUAUAAAGCUGGAAGCAGCCUUGCAUCCCAGUUGCACCAGGCAGGGCGGGACGCUUAGCAUCCUGGCUCACGGCUUCCUGGGUCCGGGCGGCUAGCAGCCCCCUGCUUCCCAACUGCCCCCCGAGUGCCUUGGUGCCCGAGAAGAGAGAAGAGGCCAAAGAGGAGCCAUGAGUAUCCUGUUUCUGCUAGUGAGCGGCGUUCUCUUCACCUUCAUGUUUGUCUAUUGGAAAACUGGGUUUCAGAGAAACACUGGUGAAAUGUCAUCAAAUUUGACUUCUCUUGCACUAGUAAGAUCAUCCUCUUCUACUCGGUCAACUAAGAGCAGUACUGAUAAGAGUCUUUCAGUCAACAGUCUCUCUCGGGAUAUCUUAACUAAUUUCCCACACUCAGUAGCCAUGCAGAAGCGAAUAUUGGUAAACCUCAGGAUCGUGGAAUACAAGCUGGCUGAACUGGAACAAUUCCUAGUUACUAAGGGUUUAAAUGGUGCAUUAGUUAACCGGAAAUCCACUGAUGAGCUUACAGAAUGUGAUGACAGUGGAGGCAGUUAUUAAAGGCACUUUGAGUGGAUUCAUUUGAUUAUAUGUGUUUAUACCAAAUGAAUUAUUAUUUAAAGGGGUAGGGGAUGCCAAGUCAGAUACAAAAUCCAGACAUUUGUCAAUUUGCUUACCCACAUUUAAAGAAUUGAUUAUAUUGCUAAUAUAUAUUUUACUGGGGAGGGAAUGAAAGCACAAUAGGGAAACAGUUAUUUUUAAUAAGCUACAGUAAAAAGAAUAUAGCUGAGAUAUAGUGAUUUUAAUUUCACUCGUGUGUGAAAAACACUUCUAAUGAUUUGAAAUACAAUAGAUGUCUCCAAGUUUACAUUAAAGUAGAUCGGAUUUGAUAGAAUUCUUUCUAUUAUGCAGAAUAGUCUUUCUUACCACUGCUGAAUCUGUGUUAUAAUAAUAUAGGAGCUAUCACUGACCACCCUAAAGUGUGCCAGCACUCUGUUAAGAUUGGCACUUACACAUUUGUAAAGAUAGUCACAGAAACUGUUAACUACUCUUUGUAGUCAGCUCUGGAAGUGCAUUUCUUUUCCAGCACCUCCUCUGUCACCAAUUAGAUAUUAUUUCAUUAGAAGUAUGCCUAAAUCUUCCUUGAAUUACAAGAGUCACCUGUAGAAAUUUGCAUGCUUUUUUUCCAUUUGGUAAAAAAUCCACACCUCAAAUAGCACCAAAACAUAAUGGUAGAAUGCAUGUAAUAUAAUAUGAAUUAAAAUCAAAAUAUUUCUAAGAUGUAGUUAGCAUCUGUUUCAAAUAAU